Messenger RNA from Colletotrichum graminicola M1.001, 3072 nucleotides. RefSeq lists its product as uncharacterized. NCBI's taxonomy places the organism in Eukaryota, Fungi, Ascomycota, Sordariomycetes, Glomerellales, Glomerellaceae. The record is from RefSeq and is a predicted model, not a curated record. Gene Ontology annotation, biological process: regulation of DNA-templated transcription. Gene Ontology annotation, molecular function: DNA-binding transcription factor activity. The transcript is spliced from 7 exons. Bases 1 to 3072 code for a protein of 1023 amino acids.
AUGGUUCUUUUCAAACGCAAACCGGUGCAGUUGCUGCCUCCCAAGGACGUCAAGGAUGACAAUGCAGAGGUCUGGCACAUCCCACAGACUGGCGAGGUAUUUGCCCACUAUGAGGAUUACCUCAACAGAAUGGAUUUCUACAAACAGCGGCGAUUCAUCUGCCAGAUCACGGGGCACUCGGGCAUGACGUUUUUCGAAGCCCUCAAGAGCGAGCUCGCCGGCGCCGAAGAAGUCGAGCAGGCGUUUCCCGAAGCCCUCAAGGGUCCGGUCCUGCGUCGCGUCCAGUUCCAAACGGUCUCCCGAAUCGAUGCACUCGUUGACAUGGUUUUUGAGGAGUUCAGGGCGGACUACUACCCCGGUGAAGCCGUGACGGUCAGUACGGCAGACGGCGAACGGCUACAGGGAGUUGUUAGGGAAAAGACUCGAUUCGGCGGCAAGGUGCUGCCCGACGGCACGCAGACCGCUCCUUACACGCGAUACACGGUCAGCCUCGAGGAUCGGCCCGGCACCGAGGCCGUCGUCGAUGACGACCACAUCUUUCGCGAUCGCAAGAUCUUCACAAAGUCGGUCCUGCGGUCGUUCAUCAAGAAAACGGUGACGCGCGAGGCCUGGAACGGCGCGCCGUGGCUCGUGAAGCCCGACGUCGCCUCGCAGUACCACAUCGACUCGCGGAUCCCGCCUCACCUGCGCUACGAUACCAAGCUGAUGGAGAGGAAGCAGCUGCAGGCACAAAAACGAGCUAGCAACACCCCGACGCAGGACUCUCAAGGCACAAACGGCGUCAACGGCGCCAUGGCAAACGGCCCCGCGCGGCUGCCCGAGCUGAAACCCGCGCCGAAGAGCCAAAAGGGCAAGAAUCAGUCGCCAGAGUUUCCACAGGGCCAGAACGGAUCAUCAGGAAUGCUGGGAGGCCCCGAGACAGGCAUCUUCCUCGCGCCGCCACACAAGAAUCCUUUCCAGCUGCCGCUCAAUUUCCGGAACCAACCGCUGCCGCAUUCGAUGACCGCGCCCGAGCCCCCACCACCCCCACCGCCACCCAAGUACCCCAUCGAGGACCUCCAAGUGCCGUUGAGGGAGGGCGUCGUCAGGCCACCCUUGGCGUUCCUCUGCAAGGACCCCCCGACCACGUCCGAUUUCGCUGUAAAUGGCAGCGCCGGCGUACGCGACAAGCUGUCGAUGAAGUCGGUCGGCUCGUUCCUGGAGACUUGGGACACGCUAAACGUGUAUUGCGAGAUUUUCAAGCUCGACUCCUUCACGUUCGACGACUUUGUCGAGGCCAUGUGUGUUGCGUCCGAGGACACCAAGGUCCAGAUGUUCGAGGAGAUCCACUGUGCGGUCCUGAAGCAGAUCGUCAGCGCCGAGGCUGACGGCGGCAAGGUGAAUGUGCAACUGCCCGAGCUGGACGACGAAGAAGAAGACUCCGAGGAAGAGGGCUUUGAGGAGGAAGUCAAAGAGCCGACACCAGAGACCGACCGCCCCCCCGCGAGGGCCACGCGAAGCAGCCUCGCCAAGGCCGAGGCUGAGAGGCUACUCGCGGAGGCGAGGGCCGCCGAGAAGGAGAGCCAGAACGUGGAACCCGAGAUCAAGCACCGCGCCGAGGACCUGCUCGAAGACUACGACUGGAUUGAGGAGCUUCGGAAACGCAACUUCCAGAACGGCGGCUGGGAGCGCAUCAUGGUCGGCCUGCUGCACCAGCUGUCAAAGAACGAGCGGCUCGAGGAGCGAUGCGAAGACCUGCUCGCACAGCUGUGCCCCCCGGACGUGGACCCUACACAGGUCACCGUGCGGGAGCGCUAUGCUAACCUCGACGUCAACCACCGAGUGCAGGCGCUGCAAAUCGUCUGCAUCCUCACGACACAGACCAAGGCCAUGCGCACGUACAUGGAGGAGUGCAGUGAGCAGAUGACGGCGUUCCGCAAGGAGAAGAUCGACUGGCAGCGUCAGAGGAAACAGGCGAUCGAGGAACUGCGCACCCUUAACGAUCAACGCAAGAUUUUGCUCCCGGAAAACAUGCCGCCAUCGCCACCGCCCGAUCAGAAGGCGGACGAAGACGUCAAGAUGACCGAUGCAGACGAGUCGGCGGCGGAUGCCGAGGACGAGGUGCCCGACUCGGACGACGAGUGUGCCCCACGCAGGAAUUUCCGACGCGCCAACGACCGCGCCGCAGAAAGGCAGCGGAAGCGCAAGGAGGAGAAGGAGCGGAAGGAGAAGGCCGCCGAAGCCGCCAAGGUGCCCAAGCCGUCGAAGCAGUUCCUGAAGGUCCUCAAAGACAUUCAGAAGAAGGAGGACCUCAUCAAGAAGUGCGAAGAGGAGAUUGCAGUCAUUGACAACGACCUGCGCGAGGCCGACUGCGGGCGUACGCGCGUGCUGGGCAAGGACCGCUUCUGGAACCGUUACUACUGGUUCGAGCGCAACGGCAUGCCCUACGGGGGGCUCCCCGACAGCUCGACGGCCGAGGCCGGAUACGCCAACGGCUGUAUCUGGGUGCAGGGCCCCGAUGAGCUGGAGCGCGAGGGUUAUAUAGACGCCGACCCCGAGUACCAGGCCGAGUACAAGAGCAAGUUCGACGUGACGGUGCCGGAGAGAAAGAAACGGGAAGAAGGCGCCACCAGCGUGUUCAACGCGAAUCAGUGGGGCUACUACAGCGAGCCGGAGCAGGUCGACGAGCUUCUCAAGUGGCUGGACCCUCGCGGCUUCAACGAGCUGCGGCUGAGGAAGGAGAUUGUCGCCUUCAGGGACAAGAUUACACAGCACAUGGAGAACCGCAAAAAGUACCUCGCCGUCGCAGAAGCGGAGGAGCCGCAGGAGAAGGGAGAGAAGAAGGAUAAGAGGCGGGACUCGAAGCGGAUGAGCACGAGGGGCCGCCACCACGAGCCGACACCCGAGCCCACCAACUACCGCUGUCUCGCGUGGGAGAACACCACCGCGAUGGAGGAGCUCGGCCACCUCCACUCGGAGCCGCCGCCGCCGCCGCCGCCGCCGCGCCCGAAGAAGCAGGCGACCAAGAAGAGACAGGCCGCCGAGCCCUCGCCCGAGCCCGCGCCCGCCCCGAAGACGAGGCGGCGCAAGUAA